AUGCCUGACCGCCUUCCUCUGUCUGUUGCAGGAAUCAUCACGUCUCGCCACCUGACCGAGCGCCUCAGCAUCUCCGGGACCCGUAUUAAUACCGGCUCCCCCGUCUACAUAGAGAAGACCGUUCCCGACGCCCUCAAAGGCAAGUCCGUUUCCCGCCAGUCCCUGCUCGACAUCGUCUCCUCCAAGAUCAGCAUAGGAAGUCGGAAGAGGUUUUCGAGAGACUCCUUUUCGGCGUCCUACGUGAACAGAACCCAUGUGGCCUCCGAGCUGGACAUCAGCAGAAAGACGCGAGAGGCGCGCAAGAAGGAGAUCAGGAGCAAGCUGCGGCUGGAGACGUGGGAGCCCAGCUCGAACAGCUCGGACAAGAAAAUGGGAUGUAGAUGGACUUUCGUUUUCGAUCCUGCGGGGAGACUCUGUUAUUAUUGGUCAGUCGUUGUGUCUCUAGCGUUUUUAUACAAUCUCUGGGUGAUGGUUUAUCGAUUCGCCUUCCAGGAGAUAACCAAAGAUACUAUCCUCGUGUGGUUUUGUUUGGAUUAUUUUGCUGAUCUUAUAUAUGUUUUGGAUAUAGUAUUCCACUUCCGCACGGGUUACCUAGAAGAUGGUGUCUUACAAACUGACUCGCGAAAACUUCGUCAACACUACAUGAACUCUACGACAUUUUACAUUGAUUGUUUAUGUUUGUUACCGUUAGAUUUCUUAUACCUCUCAAUAGACUUUAAAUCAAUAUUAAGAUGUUUCCGUCUUGUGAAAAUAUACAAAUACUGGCACUUUUUAGACCGAACAGAGAGACACACCAAUUCACCUAACUUAUUCCGUUCAAUAAGUCUGAUCCACUACCUGCUGGUCAUAUUCCACUGGAAUGCCUGUAUUUUCUACAUGAUUGGCAAAAACGAUGGAUUCAGCUUCAAGCCAAGAUUCAUCUACUCCAACUCCAGUGAUGACAUUUUGGAGUACCUGAAAGCUUUCUAUUGGUGCACACUUAGUUUAACUACAAUCGGCAGUGUCCCUCUGCAUGACUCUUUCACCAACGGCACUUACAGUUCCCUGGACAUGCGAACCAAGACGGAUUACCUCUACCACAUAAUCCAGCUCAUGUUCGGCCUCCUGCUCUUCGCCACCGUGCUCGGCCACAUCGCCAACAUCGUCACCAACGUCUCGGCGGCGAGAAAGGAAUUCCAGGCCAAACUUGACGGCGUGAAGACCUACAUGCGCAUGCGGAGAGUCCCUGCACACCUUCAGGGAAAAGUCAUCAAGUGGUUCGAUUACCUGUGGCUCACGCAGAAGUGCUCGGAUGAGGAACGCGCCGUCAGCUGUCUGCCCGAUAAGCUGAAGGCUGAGAUGGCCAUCCACGUGCACCUGGACACCCUCAAGCGCGUGGAGAUUUUUCAGAACACCGAGGCCGGGUUCCUCUGCGAGCUCGUCCUCCACCUUCGGCCUGUGCUCUUCUCUCCCGGCGACUACAUCUGCAGAAAAGGAGAGGUUGGCAAAGAGAUGUAUAUAGUCAACCGAGGUCUGCUGCACGUCGUGGCGGACAACGGCAAGACGAUGCUGGCCACACUCAAGGCUGGCUCCUAUUUUGGUGAGAUUUCCAUCCUCAACAUGGGAACGGCAGGCAAUCGGCGGACAGCCUCGGUGAGGUCAGUGGGCUACAGCGACUUGUUUGUGCUUUCGAAGAAGGACAUGUGGGACGUCUUGAAGGAGUACCCGGCAGCUCGCGUCCGCUUGGAAGCAAUAGCAGCUAAGAGACUGGAAAAGUACAAAAAGGCUCCGCUGGAGAAAGCCGCCAUGGGUAGGAGUAGCUCCACCCCAGGCCUGGUCGAGUCCUCAGGCAGAGUCCCACUGGAGGAGAUGUGGCUUCCUCCUGUCAUCCGCCCCCCGCCGUAUCCCAUCCCAGGAUAUAGCCCCAGUAACAGCCCGGGUGCCAGGUCGAGAGCACAGCGAUCCCAGACGAUGGAUUCUGAACGGCAGACGAUGGAGUCCGCCCUGAGUGACUCCUCCUCCAGACACUCCCACUCCACCGACGAAGACAAGACGGGGCACCACCUCUCCCAUCACCAUCUUCAGCACCCUCACCAUUAUCACUGUCCGCCCACACACCUUUAUGUUUUAUCUAAAACCUUUAGUUCACUAUCCUUACUUGAGCUUAUCUUCCCUUUGCCCUCUAAUUUGCCCUAAUCCCUUCCUCACAAAGACCUCUCCCUUCCAGUACAACUCCAGGGGUCCCACAGUGCAGGCGCUCUGCCCCGCGACUCGCCCCAGGAGCUCCUCCUCGGCGAAAUCCGGCGGCUGCGCGAACGCCUCGUGACGCUGGAGAGUGAGAACGCCACCAUGAGCAUGAAGCUGAGCCAGCAGCAGUGGGAGGUGGAGCACCGGCUGCACGAGAUAGAGAUGCAGCUCUGCGGGAAUUCUAGCAAUGCUUCUAGUAAUGAGGACAACGAGAGGAAUAGAGAGAGUAUUAUAUAAUCAUUUUUUCUUUUUUUUUCUCGUCUUUUUUGAGUUGAACUCUUUGAGUCUAAAGUUCAAGCUUGAUUGUUUCGUAUACUUUAGGAUAGAAACUUUUGGAUUCUAUUUUACUUCAUAAAGUAUUGAGCGAUGCUUCAAGAACCAGUUUAAAGAUAAAAAACAGGUGAUAAGAUGUAGUGGAGUGGAAAGAUGAUAGAAGGAAAA
Penaeus vannamei (Pacific white shrimp) is the source of this 2667-nucleotide messenger RNA. Lineage: Eukaryota; Metazoa; Arthropoda; Malacostraca; Decapoda; Penaeidae. The record is from RefSeq and is a predicted model, not a curated record.